Molecule: messenger RNA, 1115 nt
Organism: Enhydra lutris kenyoni (northern sea otter)
Lineage: Eukaryota; Metazoa; Chordata; Mammalia; Carnivora; Mustelidae
Gene: COXFA4L3
Product: chromosome unknown C15orf48 homolog
Exons: 5
Coding region: 479-730 (83 amino acids)
Source: RefSeq, a predicted model, not a curated record
GCCCCACCGUACCCCCGCUCCCCGCUCCGCGGUUCCUUUUCCGGGUUGCCUUUUAGAGGUCCCGGUUUUCACCCAGGCCUUGGCCAUCCGAGCUCCGCUUGUUCCCAGGGUCCAUUUCCUUGCAGGCGCUGGGCCGGGUCCCAGGCGCCGAAAACGCGGAGCCUCUGCGCUAGCCGGGCGACGGGGAAGGACCACGCCUGGCAGCAGAGGGCGCCAGUGCCCGCUUUCGGCUGCGUCGCGUCCGCGGGGAGGAUGUCCUACAGGGGGCGCCCGGCAGUCGGACGCACAGCGGGGAAAGAGUCAGCCCCGCACACCCCCAGCCCGGUCCGCGUGAUUAGAGUGCCUUGGCCCGGCCCAUCCUUGGUGAUCAGUAUAUAAGUGCGGACGCUGGGACCCAAUUCUGUCUGGGGCGGUUGCGUCGUCCGCGCGGGUGUGGUGGCCCGGCCUCCCAGAUUUGGCGUUGUACACUGAAGUCAUCAUGAACUUCUUCCAACUCCUGAGGAAAAAGAAGGAACUUAUUCCUUUGGUGCUGAUCAUGACCACAGCAGCGGGUGGAGCUUUGUCUUUUGCUGUAUAUUCCCUUCAAAAAACUGAUGUGAUCAUUGAUCGGAAAAGAAAUCCAGAACCUUGGGAAACCGUGGACCCUAAUGUACCUAGAAAGCUUCUAACCAUCAACCAAGAGUGGAAACCCGUUGAAGAAUUGCAGAAAGUCAGAAAAGCCACCAAAUGACCAGCUUUUGCUUCUUUCUUCCAAAAAAUACUCUAUGAAUCUAGUGGAAACAUUGCUGCACAAACUAGAUUAUGGAUACCAGUGUGCGGAAAUGCUUCUACGUUUUUAGGGCUUGACUACAUUUUUGGACUCUGGAUAGGAUUUAUAAAGGUAGUGUAGCAAUAGCCACAUAGUUCAAAAAUAAGUUUGUGUUUAUUUUCUCGUUGUAAAUUUAAUUUGCAUAUUGAGAUUUUUAUGUUUAUGAUGCCUGAAUGUUUUCCUAAAAGCGUGUAAAGAUUUAUAACCUGAAUUGUCUAUAAUAAAAUACUACUUGUGCGAGAUUUUUUAAAGAUACAUAUUCAAUUGAAGGAGAAUGUCCUUUUAUGGGAGAAAAACAACAUUUUGC